Homo sapiens (human) is the source of this 11413-nucleotide messenger RNA. It is a transcript of the gene DPF3, whose product is annotated as double PHD fingers 3. The record is from RefSeq and is marked reviewed. The transcript is spliced from 11 exons. Lineage: Eukaryota; Metazoa; Chordata; Mammalia; Primates; Hominidae. Bases 14 to 1150 code for a protein of 378 amino acids. Gene Ontology annotation, cellular component: nBAF complex; nucleus. Gene Ontology annotation, biological process: nervous system development.
ACAUUGUAGCAAAAUGGCGACUGUCAUUCACAACCCCCUGAAAGCGCUCGGGGACCAGUUCUACAAGGAAGCCAUUGAGCACUGCCGGAGUUACAACUCACGGCUGUGUGCAGAGCGCAGCGUGCGUCUUCCCUUCCUGGACUCACAGACUGGGGUGGCCCAGAACAACUGCUACAUCUGGAUGGAGAAGAGGCACCGAGGCCCAGGCCUUGCCCCGGGCCAGCUGUAUACAUACCCUGCCCGCUGCUGGCGCAAGAAGAGACGAUUGCACCCACCUGAAGAUCCAAAACUGCGGCUGCUGGAGAUAAAACCUGAAGUGGAGCUUCCCCUGAAGAAGGAUGGGUUCACCUCAGAGAGCACCACGCUGGAAGCCUUGCUCCGUGGCGAGGGGGUUGAGAAGAAGGUGGAUGCCAGGGAGGAGGAAAGCAUCCAGGAAAUACAGAGGGUUUUGGAAAAUGAUGAAAAUGUAGAAGAAGGGAAUGAAGAAGAGGAUUUGGAAGAGGAUAUUCCCAAGCGAAAGAACAGGACUAGAGGACGGGCUCGCGGCUCUGCAGGGGGCAGGAGGAGGCACGACGCCGCCUCUCAGGAAGACCACGACAAACCUUACGUCUGUGACAUCUGUGGCAAGCGCUACAAGAACCGACCGGGGCUCAGCUACCACUAUGCUCACACUCACCUGGCCAGCGAGGAGGGGGAUGAAGCUCAAGACCAGGAGACUCGGUCCCCACCCAACCACAGAAAUGAGAACCACAGGCCCCAGAAAGGACCGGAUGGAACAGUCAUUCCCAAUAACUACUGUGACUUCUGCUUGGGGGGCUCCAACAUGAACAAGAAGAGUGGGCGGCCUGAAGAGCUGGUGUCCUGCGCAGACUGUGGACGCUCUGGUCACCCAACCUGCCUGCAGUUUACCCUGAACAUGACCGAGGCUGUCAAGACCUACAAGUGGCAGUGCAUAGAGUGCAAAUCCUGUAUCCUCUGUGGGACCUCAGAGAAUGAUGACCAGCUACUCUUCUGCGAUGACUGUGACCGAGGCUAUCACAUGUACUGUUUAAAUCCCCCGGUGGCUGAGCCCCCAGAAGGAAGCUGGAGCUGCCACUUAUGCUGGGAACUGCUCAAAGAGAAAGCCUCAGCCUUUGGCUGCCAGGCCUAGGGCCCCAGGUCACAGAAUGUGACUCGCUGCUGGAGAUCCUAAAGCAGAGCCCAGUUCAAACCAGAACGCGCCCUCCUCCCACAUAUCCAGCCAGACCAACUGCAAGGAAAAGAAAUAGUCCCAGAGGGGCAGGGACACAUGGAACGAAGAGGGUGAGGCAUCUCCUGACCUCCCCCGAUAUGUACGGAACUUCAGCCAGCACCUCCUUGUCUCUACCGGAAGGAAGUUGCACUUUGGGAGAACACCUCCGGCCCCAGCCCUGUGGAACCCCUCUCACUUUUACCCUAGCACCGAGGCCCUCUCAUUGGUUCCCAUUUUAAGGGAAGCCAUUUCCUGACCACUCAUCCAUUACUUGUGUGUAGUGUGGUGUUUUUUUAUCUAUUGUGUUCCAAGAAAUCUUGGCACAGCCCCCGUGCCCCCAGCUUAGGGUCUGCAUCCUGAAAUUCUCACCUGAGGAACAAAGGGCUGUGGAGAAGUUGUCGUUUAUGGCAAGCCUCACUGGAAACUUCUAGACUUGGGGUCUUGAAACCCUUUCUUGUUCCUUGGUGUCUGUGGAGACAAAGAGUUGCCUUCUAGAACCCCAGCAGUGGCAUCCACAGCCAGCCUGGUCUUGAGCCACUGCUUAAAGUUACUAGAUGGGGGCGGGGAGGGAGGGAGACGCGCAGAGACAUGGGAGGAAACAUUGUGGAAAUGGUGCCAAGGCCCCGCCAUAGCCAGUCAGUACUUGUUAUCCAUCGGGAGAGACUUUGCAAGAGGCCAGGCUGGUUCCUUGACCUUCAGAGCUGGGGCAUCCUUUAGGUGAGACCAGUCAUGGCCUAUGGACAGAGGAAGACGGUCAAGCCUCUGCCUCUCAGCCCACCUGGUUCUGGAGACCUGGUUCAGCUUCUCCUGGUGGGACUGAAGAACCAGGAAGGGGAGCGAAGGCUGCCCAAUCAUGUGUCCGAAUGCUGGAUACAGGGGGCUGCAGCUUUGAGAAACCUUCAGUAUUGAUGCGACGCUCUGAAUUCCUUUUUCCAAGUAAUUUCUUCCUUCCACGUAGUGUUUGUUCGCUAUUGUCUACUGAGACCUGACUGGGAAUUUUAGGAUGGGGGAGAGAAGAUUGUUAUCUAAACAAAUAAUUAGGGUGACAUGGUCAUUAUUCACGACCAGGGUGGCCACAUUUUAGAACUCUCAGUGCGGGGGCUGCUCUUGUCUCCUAAGCUCCCCAAACAUGCAGGACUCUUGUUUUCAAAAAAAAAUGUGUCUAGAAGAAAGAGGUGGGGAGGCUGAGCUUCCGAGAACUCUGUGUGUUGGAAGAUAGCCCCGAGGGCUGGAGCGGAUUGGGCUGACUUUGAAUCGCAGCAGCAGCACAAUAACUGACAUAUUUCUGGAAAAAUCAUUUGCCCAAAGGGCAGGUCUCGGUGAGCGGAACCCUCGCGCAUGCUUGGCUUCUCUGAAAUCAGCUCCAUCUCUGUGGUCUGGCUGCUCACAACAAAGGCCCAGGUUAUUUUUAGUUCUUCAGCUCCUGAGGACGCUCCCGGAGACUCGGGCUAGUUGGGCCACCUCUGCCCGGCCGCAGUAUUUGUGCUGUCCCUCGGCAGGAGUGCUCCUCUCUAGGCUAAUUGCUCUUGGCCAGUGGACCCAGGGCAGCCUGGCAUGAAACCAAGCAGUGUGGGUCUCCCCCACGCUUCAGCAGAGUGACCUGUGGCAAGCGAUGGGGGUCACUCUCCUGCAGGGGCCUGUGGCCUCAGAGGGAAUCACACACAUACAUAAUGGUCUCAUUUAAAGGGCCCCCGACCGGAUGGAAUUUUCAUCUUCCUCAUAAGUAAUUUCCUUCCGCCUGCUGGUCGGUGAGCUUGUCUGAAUCCUGAAGGCCCAGGGAGGGAUAGGGAGGGUGACAUUCCAUCAGAGGGGCACAUUUUUUCUCCUGACUACUCCAGCUCUCUCUCUUCCCACAAAACCCAAAGCAGGCUGUCUCCAAAGGCUAAUAAUUGGUUUUGAGCGUCAUUUUAAUUUAAAUUUAGAAAAAAAAGUUCCCCAAAUGUUCCCAAGUGCCACAAUAGCUUAAAAGUUUAAAAAGCAAGUCCGAAACCCCAAACUGUGGCUCUACAACUUCACACGUCCUCUUCAGAGUAUGUGCAAAUUUGUUUUCCACAGAAGUGCAGGUGAUAGGGCAGCCCUGUUCGAUCUCAGCCCCAUGUCUGCUCUGCCUACACAAGCUGAGCCUCAGCUGGGUCUCCCAGGCCAAGGCAGGGCACUGGAACUUGCCUGCACUGGUGAGGGUCAGGGCUCUGGAGUGACGUUAGGAUGGCCCCGGAGUUCCCCUCUCAGCUUCAUUACUCCCUGAAGAAUGGGCCCAACCCAUUCUUCAUCUUUGGAGGCCUCAGUUUCCCCAUCUGGAAAGCGGGGAUAGCAAGCCAGCUUGUGGGCUGGCACUGUCAGGGUACUACAAGCAGACAAAAGUCUCCGUGGUCACAUUUAUCACCUCUGUGUUCAAAAGAGGACGGGGUUGGUAAACUUUAAAUUGGUCUCUUUUUUUUGAACCCCAGAGAAUGAGAUAGAAUCAUAGGAUGCAUGUGAAGGAUCAGAGUUUUUGUGUUGCCUCUGCCAUGGAGUAGCUGUGUGACACUGGGCAAGUCACCUAACCUCCCUGAACCUCAAUUGCCCACCUGGAAAGUGGAGAUAGUAACACUUGCCCUGCCUAUUCCAGAGUGACACUGGGACUCUUAAGCAUCAUGUUACAUAAACAAGCACUGCAGAGCCAUGCUUGUCUGGGAAGAACUCCGGAUGUUUUCCAUGUCCGCCUUCUUGUGUGCAUUAGCCAAUGUUAGACGUCUUCUUCAAAUCUCCCUUGUGACCAAAGGGAGUUUAUAUUGCCAGGGCUGGGCUGCGACCAAGGAAAUCAUGACUUGCAUGGGCUGUGGGGUGGAGGUGAGGGAUGUACAUGGGGUUGGGGACUUUAAAAUGAAGGUACUCAGGAUACUCCUUCUAUAAGAUUAAUGCAGUUGAGAAUGGAAAGGUGACUUUUAGAGAGGGCUAUGAUUUGUUUCAGUUCAUGGGUAACGCUCACUUUCCGACCAACACUGCCACUUUCUAGCUGACUGACCUUGGGCCAAUGACUUCAACUCUCUGAGCCUCAUUUCACAUGUCUGUAAGGUGGGGAAACAUGGCCUAUCCAGCAUGGUCUUUGCAGGUAUUCAAGGUGACAUUGGUAAAGAUCCUGGCCCGGGUCUGGCAUGAUGAUGGUCCCCACUCCAUGGUAGCUAUUGUCAUUUUCUGCAGAGGCCACCAAAUGGAGAUAAUGAUGUGGUUGUCUUCCGGCUCAAAUGCUGGGAACAGCCAGGAGAACUUUGCUGGGCUUCACCCCUCUGUACUGUGGCUCCAGCAAACCAGAGAGGUGAGGCUGCCAGACCCAACCGGAAGUGGAAAUCCUGUUUCCUGUAGGCAUUUUUGAAACCCUGCUUUUUGGAUCUGUAGCAAAUCCAGUGCAGGCAACAUUAUGUGGAAAUAGAAACAGGGCUCCUGCUAGGAGAUUGACAUUCUGGCUUUCCUUUGGAACCCCUCACUGACUCAUCGCCCCUGAAGCAGGAGCCAGCAGGUCCCAAGGCUCCCCUGCUCCUGUCCCUGCCCCAGGGCGAGGUAGGAAGCCGGAAGCCUGGGCAGGCUGAGCCCAGCCGACUGGAACCAGGGAAGAGCCUGUGGGUGGGUGGAAGGGAGGGAAGGAGGCCAGAUUCCUCCAGAACUGGGGAAGAGAACAGGUUUUGAAGUUGGGGGAGGGUUUGGGUUUCACAGUGAUGGUUUCAUGAUACCCUGGAGGGUUGCACACUCCUGGUGCAUUUUUGUAUUCGUGCUUUGAAUACAGCCCGCUUCCUUUCAACCCUCCGCUUAAAAAGUUUUGAUGUUUUAAGGAAGAAAAAUGAGAUGAUUGUUAUUACUUUUCCUUUCGGGGCAAGUGGAGGAGACCUGUGCUCUUUUAUGCCGCUGAAGAAAGGUUGCUGGCAACCUCAGGCCUCAGGACUCAAAGAAGAGGGGCUUAUAGUCUCCUCUUUGGGUCUGUGUGUGAGGAGGUAGGGGGUGUUGCGCCGCCCGUGGCCCAGGGCGGGCCCUGAGGACCACAUCCCUGCCCCCCAGGCUGGUUUUUAGCCUGUCGUGGAAGUGCUGGGACAGAAGCAGCCCCUUCUUCUCUCACUCCCCGGCUGCCCCUCCUAGCCCCUCUUCAGGGGGUCCCCAUGUCUCAGCCCGAGGGAGAAGUUGGCUCUGGCCAGAGCCACGCUCACACUCCCACAGGAUGCCGCAAGUCCCAGGCCUGGCUCCUGGUAGCAGUGGUGACUUGGUGUCCCUUUUAGCAGGCUUCCAUUCCUGGGGAGGGAGAAAGACAGGGGUGCCUGGGGAAGGGAGGGUGGGAGGGCAUUUGGGAGGGGUGAGGAUCUCUGGUGGAAAAAGGCAGAGAGCUGGAUGUCCUCAGGGAGAAAUCCUCGAGCUAAGGAGCUGGAGGGCAGCAGGUGGGAGUGAACAGUGAUUGUAACUCUUUUUUUUUUUUCUGAGGCUUGUGAUCCUGGGCAACAGAUUAUUAUUAUUAUUAUUUUGUAAAAAGGCCAAACCUCUGCCCAGUUCUGAACACUGAUUCAGCUCCCUCUUUCUUGAGGCCGCCCGUUGGUUGUGUGGGGUUUCAGGGAUGCUUCUGAGGGCAAAGUAAGCCCCUCACCCAGCUGGGGAGAGAAGGCAGUGAGGGAGGGCUGGAUCAUGCCUGCAGCCUUGGGGAGUGAAGCAUUUCCAGGCACUGCUACCAGAGGGGUCAGGCCCCCAGGCCCCUGUCCCCCAAGCCCAGGACACCAGUAGCUGGGAAGGGAAGAGGGGGACUGGCCAUCCUGCUCCUCUCCCCUCUGCAAAGUGGACAGAGCUCCUCCUCUUCCUGCUGUGUGUUGCCCGUUUUGAAAUCUUACUCCCAUCCCCAAAGUAUGCUUUUGGAUACCAGGUGAAGGGGAAGGAUGGUGAUGGUGGGGAACAGCUGUUUUAAUUUGCCUCAGGCCUAUGAAUCUCCCUACCUGAACCCCAGCUUGCCAUAGAGUCUAACUGGUCCGUGGUCAGAAGGUGGGCUCCAUAGCUGUCUGGGGGUUGGGGCUCCCUCCCCCAUUUCUGAGCAUUCCCAGGGUUUGGGAGUCUGCUUAUGAUUCUCUGCCAGAGGCCACGGCCACCAGCCCUGAGUGUGGAAACAAUGGGACAGAUGGGUUGGUUCAAGGCCUUUGGGCAGCUGGUGGUGGGUCUUGGAGAGCUGGGAACCCCUUCCUAGGGAGGCUGGAGACCCUCUGGUCUGUGAGUGGACAGCUGAGAGUGGGGCAGGGGGAAGGAGGGGAGAGGAAGAUGGGGGUGCUUCCUGCUGGGCACCCGGGAUGUGGGAGGAUAGACAACCUCCCAGGCAGAGCGAGUGGGAACUGCCUUAGAGCCUCUCAGCAGCUGUCCCCGGGGAGGCCUGGCUGUGCGGCGGGCGCCCCCUCCAUGUGCGCAGCCCAGGCAGCUAGAAGAGAGGCCCAAAGGAAGAGCUGUCAGGAAACUCUGAGGAGGAGGGGUCCGGGCUUGCCAGUUCCGUACCAUGGGUUUUCUAGAAGGAACAGGGAACUCCCUGCAUGAGGGGAAAGAUUUGGAAGUGAGUGGGUUCCUGGGAACAGGCUCUCUCUGGGUUCUGAGUGAGCCCUGGCUGUGAGGGGGUCCUGAGGUGACUCCCCAGGGCCCUUUGUUCCAGCUUCUGUCCCCACUCCUUCCCUUUCUCUGCUCCAGUGCCAACCUCAGGUCAUAGGGCAGGUGGCCUUGAGAGAGGGACCUUCCACAGUUCCCCUUCUUUGGCUCCACCAGGAGAAGGGAGUAUUUUGCUGAUGGCGACAUUUCCCAGGGCAGGCCAGAGGAAGGCAGGAACCAGGACUGGCAGGCAGCCAGAACCCUCUUGGACAGAGAUAUAAUUACUUAUCAUGACCUCUAGCCCAGGCAUUGAGCAAAAUGGCCCUGUAGGCUGGCACCAACCCUGUCUAGCAAAUAAACGCGGCCAUGGUGGGGACGGGAGGGCAGGUAAGUGGGCCUUGUAGGAAAUGGCAGAGGCCUGUGAGCCCCUGGGGCCUAUAUAUUCCCUCAGCAACACAACCCUACAGACUCCCAGGUUAUAUUUUCACUCACUGCAUCCCAUUUGCUCAUUUGCUCGCCUCUCUGCAUCUCUGUUCUUCAUUUCAAUGUUAUGAAUAUUGAUGAUGAGAACAGGAAUGCCCAUGUGCAUGCGCGUGCGUGCACGCACGCACAUACACACACACACACACACACACACACACACACACACACGCCCUACUUAAUGAACCAAAGGGAAACUUUGAUGUUGCUCCAGGACAAGAGGGAGAGCCAGGGGCUGCCAGGCAAGGUGCAUCUUUCCUGAAGUCUUCUCCAGUCCUGCUCCUCCAGCUCUCAGCCUCUGCACAGCCACCAGGGUUGCAAAGGGAGCCUUGUGCUUGGAAAGCUACUGGCUCCGCGACCUCUCUCCUUCUCUUCCCUUCGUUCACCUAUGCUUCUUUUCAUGAAAGAUAUUUGGCAAUAGUUGGGUACUUCAAAAGUCUCAAUUCUGCUAUCAAAGGGAUGCAAAGCUUUUAUGGCUAGAAUGGGGUUUGUGGUUUAUACGGACUUGGUUUGCCCUUCCAUGUCUACUCCCCACUGAGACCCUGAUUCUCCUCCUGCCCUCUCCCUUCCCUGCACUGUUUCCUCCCUUCCCUCUGCCGUGAUAGAUGCUAAGGAGUGGGGUGGAGGUGGGAAGUGGGAAGCAACAGUGGCGUAUAGGAAAAAGAAAAUAUACCCCGUGCACAUUUUCAACAUGUAGUUGAAGAAGCCUAAAUUAGGUACUAGAAAAAAAAAAAGGACAGAAACACUGCCUGAUAUGUGAGCAAGAGCAUGAAAAUAUAGAAUGAUUAUCUCAGAGCAGAGGAGGUGGGGAGCAGGUGGCUGGAGAGAGGCGGGGUAGGUAGGCAGGGCGUCCCUGGCUCACCAAUGCGUCUGGUCCACAUGGCAUUUGGGAAAGCAGAUGGGUCAUGCUUUUGCAAUGAAUGGUCAGAUGCUUAGGGGGCAUUUGUGCUCCUCUGGCCAGGAAAGGGAACAGAGUCCAUCCAAGCUGCCCCCCACUCAUCUGCCAUGGUUGUCCACCCUGGGGGUUUUUCCUCUGAAGGAAAAUGAACCCAUCUUUUGCCUGCCAUGAAUCAUUGCAGGGCAGGCUGUUACUGGCUAAAUUAAAACCCUUGGCAGGGCAUCGACUGUGUGCGAGGCAAUGCUCUAGGUCCUGUAGGGGCUGGAAAAUAAACCGCAUGCUGGCCUAGCCUUCAAGUUGCUUUUCAGCCAUGAAAUUAAGCUCUGCCAAGCAAUCGUGAUUGUAGGUCAAGUAUCGCGCCAUCACGGAAGGUGUAAGUAUAUGUAGGUUUCUCUGUUGAGGAUGCGUGUUCCUCAGUAGAAGACAAGCAGGUGGAGGCAUCCAGUGAUUUCUACCCUGUGGAGGCUGAGGGGUCGGGGGAAGAAAACAGAUGACCUCAGCCUAGUUGCUUUAAUCUGCUUUUCCAAGCACUGGAUGCCCUUGGAUGACAGCAUCCUCAGCAUUAAAACUGGUGAACUGAUGAAGUCACCUGGCCUGGAGUGUGUUGGGCAGCCAGUGUCCCCAGAGCUGCUUGUGGGUUUCUGGGGUGGAAGGCAGGGAGGUGCAACUGGCAGGGCCUGAUCAGAGGCAGAAAAUGACCCCCACAGUGGUCUUUUCCCUGCUAGAGAAAGCAGAGAGCGGGACUGGGGGGGUGGGGGCUUCAAGUACAGAUUGGGCACACUCCACCAGACCCCAGCAAGGUCAGCUGCCCCACGCCUGUAUCUGGCACUGCUGGUGUGUGCAGGGAUGAAACCCAGCAUCAGAGAGGUUUUCAGCAAACCUUCCAUGCUCACCUUUGGCCAGGUGCUUGUCAGAUCCUAGCUUCGUGCUGGCUUAGACUCUCAGUUGUUUGUGUUGACAGCAUUAGGAAUAAACCGUUUGUUUCAUCUUUCCUUUUCUCCACACGUGUCACAGCCAGAUUUCAGCUUUGAGUUAUUCCCUGAAGAAGCCACACCAACCUUGCUUUCAAGCAAAAUGCCUGGGCUUGGGGGAAGGUGUGUAUCUGUCCAUGUGUGGAUGUUGGCUCAGAGCUAUAGCUUCUCUGUGGGGGGUGGCCCAAGGGAAGGCUCCUCUGGGGCCCUGGAUGGCACAUGACUCCCAGUGAGGAGAAUUCUGGUGAUCUCUGUGGAGGUAGUCAGGGACACAAGGCUUGGCUGUGAGUCUGGUUUUAAAGUGCGUGACAGCCUGAAAAGCAUGCAGGGGUUUGGUCCACUCACCUACUUGAAAGCCUGUGGGCAACGUUCUUUUGAGCCAAGACUUCUCUGAAUGGCCCUGCUGGUGGAAGGGGUGAGGCAAAGGCCUCUGACUUGGACCCUUUCCACACCAGACUGGCAGCACUUCCCCCAGGCAGCCAGUGGUGGGCCCUGAGCCCUCAGGUCCCCAGCUCCUUGAGGGAUGAACCUGGGAGCCCAAGAGCCAGUGGCUGAGCUCUGAGAAGGCUCCAUCUCCCACCUGCCCUUGAGCGCGCUCUCAGGCUGAGAACACGGUCUCAUCAGGCGCCUUCCUGGCCUGAUGCUGUGCUGUCUACGUCACACGGUCGAUUCACAAAAGCCAGAACUAGACCUCAACCAGGUCAUCUCCCCGUUGCCAAGUGGGUUCAGGGUGAGGGCAAUUUGUAAGCUCAAUUUCUCUGACAGCCAAGACAUGGAGCAUCUCUGCUAAGAAGCCAAAAGAAAUUGGUUUUCUUCUUCUCAUUGCUGAAGCCCCUCUGUGUCUCUUCUCAGGGACAGGCUGGUCCAGUGGCUUUGGUGAGGGCGCCUCCAUUUGUGAACGCUGGGAUUCCUCUGGGUGGGCUUUGGCAGGUGGCUCCUAUGGUAGGAAGGAUGACCAGGUCCCUGGGAAUGAGCUGCCUACCUGCUGCUCCACGAGGAAGCUCAGGCCUGCACAGGCUCCACCAGGCCUUGGAUGCCCUCUAGUUGAGUCAGAGACCCUGGAAACACACUGAGAUCUCCAAUUGCUGCCUCCAUUGAUGUCUCUAGACCUGCAGAUACGAAGCAAACCUGGGAUUGCUUCUUCCAGGUAUGGGCACCAGAGAGGGAAGCCACUGCAACAUUUUAUCCCCAUCAUUCCAAAAUGCUUGCUUGUCUCUUUUACCUCACACUCACAACUCCUUCUGAGACUCUCAGUCAUAAAGGAAUGACCAAGAGAGUGGGUCUCCAGUGAGAGAAAUGCCUAUGAAAGAGGGUUUCCCUUUUUGCUCUUUUGAACACCCUCCCCACUGAUCCUUGGGACCCAACGCCGCAUUGCCUCUUGCAGAUGAGGUUUUGCCUUGGGCUGCUUUGGUACUUCAGACCAGGACUGAGUCUGACACAGCUUUCAUGAGGUUACAGAAAAGGGCUACAGAUUUGGGAAGCUGUGUGUAAUGGUCUUGAGACAAUAUCUCCAUUUGGCCCACCCUGGCUUCUCUAAAAAGCAACGACAGCAACAGACAAACAAAAAGCUCCCACCUCCCACCCCGUUAGCUGUCCUCCUCCUUCACUGUGAUGUGGUUGCGGUCUCUGUAGGUGUGUGUGCCACCCUUGUCCUCUGUCCUCUGGGGAUGUGCCCUUCCCACGUGUGUCAGGUUCCCACUCUUUCGUGGUUCCUAACGUGAAGUGCUGUGAUGUUUCUGCCCUGCCUAAGGAACGUAUCAAGCUCUCUCAGUGUUUCAGUGUUGGAGAUUGAGGCUGUGCCACAUCUUCUGCCAUCCUAAGGGGACAUGAUGGUUCUGUGAUUCCCAGAGAGCUGGCAGAUUGUGACAAUCUCCAGGAGAACCUACAGAUUGGAAGCAGCCCACACCUGAUGUGGACUCCUGACCCGGGACUCACUCUUCAUUCAGAAGACUGGUGGCCCACGUGCCAGGACCACCCCACCUCUCUUGCUGCCUUUUCUCCUGUCCUGAUGGGGUUCUGGGAGGGAGACCUGUCGCUGAUGAGAUGAAGAAUGUGGGGAUCGAGCAGCCUUCUUCUUUGGGACCCCUCGAUAUCCCAUGGAAUGCUCGCACGUUCUCAAAGACUGAGUCACAAGCCCCUACCCCUUCCUUGCUGUGGUUAGUAUCUUGUUCUGUGAUUGGUUAGCAAUGUUGACUACCCACGUAGUGAAUCUUUUGUCUGCAAUUUAGAGAAUGUGUAAACAAAUAAAAGGCUUUAAAACUC